Messenger RNA from Chaetomium strumarium, 928 nucleotides. RefSeq names its product class I glutamine amidotransferase-like protein. The record is from RefSeq and is a predicted model, not a curated record. The coding region runs from base 151 to 903 and encodes 250 amino acids. Lineage: Eukaryota; Fungi; Ascomycota; Sordariomycetes; Sordariales; Chaetomiaceae. Gene Ontology annotation, cellular component: cytosol; nucleus. The transcript is spliced from 2 exons.
GCAAGGGGGAGCCUAUCGGAUCCGAUCAACCUUGUCCGAGCAGGGGUCCGGACAGUCACUCACAGACAGUGGAGGGGCAUCAUCUUAUCCCACGAUUCGGAUGAGAUCCCAAUCGCCUUCACCAUCUCGAUCCGACCAUAACCAUCCACCAUGCCCAGCAUCCCCCUACGCCUCGCCAUCCUCGAAGCGGACACGCCCGUCCCACGCGCCAACGAACGCUACCACGGGUACCUAGGCGUCUUCAAGCACCUGUUCGAGCGCGCAGCACACCCCGUGCCGCUCGAAUCCGUCGUGCGACUGACCGGCCACGACGUCGUGCACAACCCGGCGUCGGCAUACCCCUCGCUCGAUGACGUCGACGCCAUCCUCAUCUCCGGGUCCAAGCACAACUCGUUCGACAACGACGAGUGGAUCGGCACGUUGGUCGAGUACGCGCGCAAGGCCCUGGCGCAUCCCCGGGUGCGGGUCAUCGGGGUCUGUUUCGGGCACCAGAUCGUCGCUCGGGCGAUGGGUGCACUGGUUGGCAGGAGCGAUGAGGGUUGGGAGGUCAGCGUGACGGAGACGAGGUUGACUGAGAAGGGGAAGGAGCUUUUUGGCGGGCGGGAGACUCUGAAAGUCCAGCAAAUGCACCGUGACAAGGUGUUCAGCGUCCCCGCGGGCGCGGAAUUGCUGGCUUCGACCGAGAAGUGCAUGAACCACGGGUUUCUUAUCCCCAAGCGUGUCAUCACGGUUCAGGGGCAUCCGGAGUUCACUGAGGACAUCAUGCAGGAGAUCCUCGAGCUGCGGCAUGAAAGUGGCUUGCUUACGGACGAGGUGUAUCAGAGUGGAAUGGCACGGAACGGGGAACACCAUGAUGGGAUUCUGAUGGCUCAGGUCUUCCUCAAGUUUCUGCAAGAACCAUAACAUCCAAUAUUAAUUACAUUUAGAG